AUGCCCCUGACCCGGGCAGAGCCGGCUGCUGGCACAGAGGACACUAGAGCGGUGUCCCCGGCUGUGGACCUGGUGCUGGGCGCCUCGGCCUGUUGCCUGGCCUGCGUCUUCACCAACCCCCUGGAGGUGGUGAAGACUCGGCUGCAGCUGCAGGGGGAGCUGCAGGCUCCGGGCACCUACCCUCAGCCCUACCGGGGCUUUGUGGCCUCCAUAGCCGCCGUGGCCCGAGCAGAUGGGCUGAGUGGCCUGCAGAAGGGGCUGGCCGCCAGCCUGCUCUACCAGGGCCUCAUGAACAGCGUCCGCUUCUAUUGCUACAGCCUGGCCUGCCAGGCCGGCCUCACGCAGCAGCCAGGGGGCACCGUGAUCGCAGGUGCGGUGGCUGGGGCCCUGGGAGCCUUCGUGGGGAGCCCUGCUUACCUGGUCAAAACGCAGCUGCAGGCCCAGACGGUGGCCGAGAUGGCCGUGGGGCACCAGCACCACCACCAGAGCCUCCUGGGCGCCAUGGAGACCAUCUGGCGGCAGCAGGGUCUGGCAGGUCUGUGGCGGGGUGUGGGCGGGGCUGUGCCCCGAGUCAUGGUUGGCUCUGCUGCCCAGCUGGCCACCUUCGCCUCGGCCAAGGCCUGGGUGCAGGAGCGACAGUGGCUCCCGGAGGACAGCUGGCUGGUGGCGCUGGCCGGAGGCAUGAUCAGCAGUGUGGCGGUGGUGGCCGUCAUGACCCCCUUCGAUGUGGUCAGCACUCGGCUGUACAAUCAGCCCGUGGAUGGAGCUGGCAGGGGCCGGCUGUACCGGGGCCUGGCGGACUGCCUGGUGAAGAUCUGGCGGCAGGAGGGUCCCCCGGCUCUCUACAAGGGCCUGGGCCCCGCCUACCUGCGCCUGGGCCCCCACACCAUCCUCAGCAUGCUCUUCUGGGACGAGCUCCGGAAGCUGGCCCGAUAG
Pipistrellus nathusii (Nathusius's pipistrelle) is the source of this 936-nucleotide messenger RNA. NCBI's taxonomy places the organism in Eukaryota, Metazoa, Chordata, Mammalia, Chiroptera, Vespertilionidae. The record is from the annotation of a GenBank genome assembly.